Molecule: messenger RNA, 1932 nt
Organism: Arabidopsis arenosa
Lineage: Eukaryota; Viridiplantae; Streptophyta; Magnoliopsida; Brassicales; Brassicaceae
Source: the annotation of a GenBank genome assembly
GUUUUUUGUUGAAAGAGAGAGUUUUUUUCUUCUUUACCUAAAUCUGGAAAAUUUAAAGAAAGAGUUCUGAUUUUGAUACUCCGCGAUUUCGUGAGAUUGCUUAUUAGAUACAGAGGUUUUACAUUAUUAUCAUCUGUUUCUUGAUAAAAACAAAUGCCAGCAUUAGGUGAGAUACUUUUGGUUCCAGAAACUGAUAAAGGAAAGAGUAAAGACAUUGAGGUUUCAGAUGAUGAAAAGAUUACAAGAACUCGUUCUAGAUCUUUAAAGAAGAAAGCUAUUAAAGCUUCGAGUAAAUUGACACAUAGUUUAAGGAAACGAGGGAAGCGUGUAGCUGAUCAAUAUGCACCAAUUGUAAUUGAGGAUGUGAGGGAUGAAGAAGAGGAGAAAGCAGUGAAUGUAUUUAGAAAAGCUUUGGUUUCUUUAGAUUUGCUUCCUCCUCGGCACGAUGAUUAUCAUACCAUGUUGAGAUUCUUGAAGGCGAGGAGAUUUGAUCUUGACAAAACUGUUCAGAUGUGGGAAGAAAUGUUAAAGUGGAGGAAAGAGAAUGGAGUUGAUACUAUAAUGCAGGAUUUUGUUUAUGAUGAAUAUGAAGAAGUACAACAAUACUAUCCACAUGGUUAUCAUGGUGUAGAUAGAGAGGGACGGCCUGUUUACAUUGAACGGCUUGGUAAAAUUGACCCCGGCAAGCUAAUGAAGGUUACCACAUUGGAGCGGUUCUUGAGAUAUCAUGUACAGGGUUUUGAAAAGACUUUUUCGGAGAAGUUUCCAGCCUGUUCGAUCGCAGCAAAGAGGCACAUAAAUUCUUCGACAACCAUAAUAGAUGUGCAUGGAGUGAGUUGGAUGAGCUUUAGAAAAUUAGCUCAGGACCUUGUAAUGCGAAUGCAAAAAAUUGAUGGUGACAACUAUCCUGAGACAUUGAAUCAGAUGUACAUUAUUAAUGCUGGAAACGGAUUCAAGCUUGUUUGGAACACCGUGAAAGGCUUUCUCGACCCGAAAACUACUUCUAAGAUUCAUGUUUUGGGAAACAAAUAUCGCAGUCACCUUCUUGAGAUUAUAGAUCCAAGUGAGCUUCCCGAGUUUAUGGGAGGAAAUUGUACCUGUGCAAAUGAAGGUGGGUGUAUGCGAUUCAACAAGGGGCCUUGGAAUGACCCGGAGAUAAUGAAACUAGUGCGCUCGAGAGAUGCAUUGUACAAAACAAAAGCAAUAGGGCUCCUGGAGAAUGGGGAAGUAGCUAAAUUAUUUGCCUUACCGCAUGUGAACACAGAGAUUUCAUCACCUGAUGGAGGCCAAGUUAGGGACAGAGAAUUGCAUCUUGAACAUGACAAACGUGCUCAGCUGAGCAAUCAAGCUGAAGCAGUUGGUGUUGGGAGAAUGGAUCAGUCUGAUUUAACAAAUUCGUUACCGAAUAAUCUGACAGUAGAAAGGAGUUUAAAGACCUCUCUUCAGAAAGUUGCAAGUUUGUUGGCUCGUUUUAUCCUCCAACUUCUUGGCAGUCUAUGUCUCAUGUUCCGGAUCUUGGGAAGACUUGUAAAUAAGCAACCAGAGAACCAAUUGAGACCAGAGUUAAGGGUUUCAGUCUCCCAGCAACAAGUUCCUCCUCCUCAGGUGCAAAGAGAGUCUGUCCAUCCAUGUUGGCUGAGGUUGCAAAAUCUGGAGACCAUGGUCACAGUUUUGUGUGAUAAACCCUCAAGCAUUCCUCAGGAGAAAGAAGAUAUACUUCGUGAUUCAUUAGACCGCAUCAAAUCCAUUGAGCAAGAUUUACAGAAGACAAAGAAGGCGCUCUUUUUAACCGCGUCAAAACAAAUAGAACUCGCUGAGUGUUUGGAAAACUUGAAGGAAAGCAGCUCAACGGGAAUGCGUUCAUGCUGGCCAAGACACUGCAGAAACUUCCAAGCAGAAACCUAAUUUGCAGAAUAAAUGUAUCUUCGGAUC